AUGCUGGUUGUUGCUGGACAAGUAGGCGAUGCUUCUACCCGUCGCCAUCGGGCGACAGACAGCGCCGUGCUGUGCUGUUCCGGACAAGUAAGCGACAGGCUUAAUAAAGCCCACGCGAAAAUCUUCGGCGGCCCAACGAAAAAAAUCCGCAAAGACAAAGAGCUGCCACUGCGGCUGAGCUGCGUUCUGAUCAACUCCAUUGAACCCCCUGAGUACAUCUUCUGGUAUCACGGCGACAGAAUGAUAAACUACGACCUCGAAGACGGUGCGACGGUGAGAGAAGGGCCUCAGGGGAGCGAAUUGAUAUUUCCGAAAGCCAAUCGAACGCACGCGGGAAACUACUCGUGCGUGCCCUCGAACGCCAAACUAGACAGUAUAUUGGUUUACUACGAAGACCGCACGACAUUCGCUAAAAGCCAAGAUGGGAGCGGUGGUAAAAAGUCGCCGUCACAAGAUGAUAUCGUCAAUAUGCUGGUGCUGAUCUCGACCUUUCAACUCUGCAGAUGACUUUACACACUCUGGACGUGACGACAAUGCAGAUACUCUAAAGUUAUCAACCGCAAACACAACGUAAAAUAUUAUGAAAAUUCGCCCGGCUUCCAGGAUGCUAUUUCAGUUAAUGAUGAUGUGUGUUUGGAGUAAAUGACUUUUGUGAGCUUCACUGUUUCGAAGAAGUAUUGUUAAUUCGAGAUUUUUUUUGCUUGCAGUUCCUAAAAUGGUUUCGAGAAUCAG
This is a messenger RNA of Leptinotarsa decemlineata (Colorado potato beetle), 732 nucleotides long. RefSeq lists its product as uncharacterized. NCBI's taxonomy places the organism in Eukaryota, Metazoa, Arthropoda, Insecta, Coleoptera, Chrysomelidae. The record is from RefSeq and is a predicted model, not a curated record. Gene Ontology annotation, cellular component: neuron projection membrane. Gene Ontology annotation, biological process: synapse organization.